Molecule: messenger RNA, 1011 nt
Organism: Hypoxylon trugodes
Lineage: Eukaryota; Fungi; Ascomycota; Sordariomycetes; Xylariales; Hypoxylaceae
Product: mitochondrial carrier
Exons: 4
Coding region: 1-1011 (336 amino acids)
Biological process (GO): fumarate transport; succinate transport; transmembrane transport
Source: RefSeq, a predicted model, not a curated record
AUGGCGACGAAAGUAGGUGGAAAGGAUGGCAAGGCGCCGCCAACGGCUGCCACGAACCUAAUCGCUGGCGGAGGUGCAGGUAUGAUGGAGGCCCUCGUAUGCCACCCUCUCGACACCAUAAAAGUACGCAUGCAACUCUCCCGUCGCGCCCGGCAACCCGGCGCCCCUAAACGGGGGUUCAUCCGCACCGGCACCGAAAUCGUAAAACGCGAGACCCCCCUCGGCCUCUACAAAGGCCUAGGCGCCGUGCUCACAGGCAUAGUACCGAAAAUGGCGAUCCGCUUCACAUCCUUCGAAGCGUAUAAACAGAUGCUAGCAAACAAGAACACGGGUAUUAUAUCCGGGCAAGGUACAUUCCUAGCUGGCCUCGCGGCGGGAGUUACAGAGGCCGUAGCUGUGGUUACACCGAUGGAGGUCGUGAAGAUUAGGUUGCAGGCACAACAUCAUAGUAUGGCGGAUCCGCUGGAUAUACCGAAGUACCGUAACGCGGCGCAUGCGUUGUAUACCGUGGUCCGCGAGGAGGGGCCUGGGGCUUUGUAUCGUGGGGUUAGUUUGACUGCGUUGAGACAGGGGAGUAAUCAGGCUGUUAAUUUCACGGCUUAUACGUAUUUCAAAGAAGUCCUGCUGCGCUGGCAGAAAGAUCGCGAUGUGGCGCAGGGUGGUAGGGGUCAGGAUGCUAAGGUUGUGGCUGCGACGUUGCCGAGUUGGCAGACUACGCUUAUUGGAUUGGUUAGUGGUGCGAUGGGACCGUUGAGUAAUGCUCCGAUUGAUACGAUCAAGACGAGGUUGCAGAAGACGCCGGCUGAGGAGGGGAUUUCGGCGUUUAAGAGGAUUAGUGUUAUUGCUAGGGAUAUGCAAGAGGGCUUCCAUGCAUUCUAUAAGGGUAUUACUCCUAGGAUCAUGCGUGUUGCACCGGGCCAAGCUGUUACAUUUACCGUGUAUGAGUUCUUGAAGGAUAAGCUGGAGAAGAGCGGCCCGAGUAUAGUAACGGGGGGUAAAUACGAGGAGUAG